Messenger RNA from Eurytemora carolleeae, 1090 nucleotides. Its product is annotated as E3 ubiquitin-protein ligase RNF181. The transcript is spliced from 4 exons. NCBI's taxonomy places the organism in Eukaryota, Metazoa, Arthropoda, Copepoda, Calanoida, Temoridae. Bases 38 to 496 code for a protein of 152 amino acids. The record is from RefSeq and is a predicted model, not a curated record.
UGUCAUGUCAGGCGACAAACAUUAAUGUUUCAGAAAAAUGACGAGUUAUUUUGAGGAGCAUAAUUGUGAACCCUUAAAUGAUAAUCCCAACACUCCAGAUAAUUUAUUGGAGUUUGCUCGGUUUCUUAUUCUGACUGGAAACUGGAGAGAUGAAGAAUUUUCAGGAUUAUUUAAUGAACGACCUCCUCCCCCAACAUCUAGUGAUUUUAUCGAGAAGUUGGAGACGAUGGAAGUGAGUAAAGAAGAAACCGGUUCCUCUUGUCCGAUCUGUUUAAAGGGAUACGAGGCGGGGGAAACAAUUAGUUCUCUUCCGUGUAAACAUUCUUUUCAUGCUAACUGCCUGCUUCCUUGGCUUCAGAAAACGUCUUCUUGUCCUUUAUGCCGGGCUGAGCUACCGACCUCUGACCCUGACUGGGAGGAGAUGAAAAGGCAGAAGAAGAGAGAGAAGGAUAGAGAAACUGAUAUAGAGGCUCUUCAUGACUCCAUGUUUGGUUAAACUCUAGCUCGUUUUAACUCGAUGUUUAAUUAAUUGUUCUGUGAUAAACCAUUGCCGAAGCUUGGAGUAUUGACAGGGGUUCAUUCUAAAGAUGACUGACUUUUAAAUUGCUCCCUUUAUAUUCCCGGAAAAGUAAACAUAUUGGUUAUUAAAUAGAAAUUAGAAACAUGUUGCCCUACUCUCAUGUGUAUGAUCCCAACAAAGAUAAAAAUUCUUUAAAAUCGUAAUAAGUACAAUAUGCCCAAUUAACUUAUAUUGUGUGAAUAACUCUGUACUUGGGCGUGAUGUUAUUUUACUGAACUGCCUCUUGGGAUAAAUAAUGAAAAAUAACAUUCUGCUCGGUCAAAUUCCAUUUCGUUGUUAUAAUAUCUAUGUAAUCUGAGUAAAACCUUUGUAAUUGGUAUUAUUUUCUUUUCGUAAAUAUUUGAUGCUAUUUUAUAAGUUGAUUUUUAGUUUAUUAUUCUUAUAACACUAACAAAAUUUAUUUUCAAGUCAGUCUUGAUUAUUUCGCGAGACAUAUUACUUUUUGUCCUUGUUAUUAUUUAUAAUUAUUUAAAAAUUCUGAAACAUAUUUUUGUAACAAUUUUUUUCAGA